AUGGAGUCCAACAACUGCAUAAGCUGUGGUAAAUUAUUUUCAUCUUUAAAAAACCCUGGAAAUAAGAGAAGCCUCUCUUCUAAAUUGGUUAGAAUUGACAGAACUGUCAAAGAUGUUUUGCAAAAAGACUUGGGUGUGAAUUUUACCCCAGAGCAGAAGAAAAAGAGAUUUUUGUGUCCACAAUGUAGUUGGAUCAUUUCUUCAUUUGCCAAAUCCCAAGAAGCUAGUGCACAGGCCCUCAAAAAGAUCAAAGAGACAGCUCAUGCCAGUCAUGGACCAACCUAUCUGGCAAAGAAACUUAGGAGUCCUAUGAUCACACCAAGGAAAAUUAAAAAGUUGCGAACUGUGUCUCCACAAAAGCCCCAACAAGCACCAUCAGAAACUGGCGAGAGCACAUCCCAUACACUGGAUGUACAGACUAAGAAGAAGAAGAAGUUAACUAAGGCUGAAGUAGAUGUCAAUAGGGCAUUAACUUACCUGAGACUAAGGCAGUAUAGAAGGGGAUUAAAACUGUUAAUGAGUACCAGAUCAGGAGCCCUGAAAGCUUUCUCCACUCUACUUAAAGAAACUGUUCAGGAGGAGAUGGGAAUUUUUUUGAGACAGAGUGAAUCAAAGUUUGGGGCACGUAAAGGUAUUGAAGAGUGGAGAGAGUUUCAAUGGAAUGAUUUCCUUGAUGAGAUGAAGGUGCAUUGUCCUCUACUCACUUCAUGUUUACUUGGGGCACAGAAGAGACAGUGA
This is a messenger RNA of Saccostrea cuccullata (small rock oyster), 738 nucleotides long. RefSeq lists its product as uncharacterized. NCBI's taxonomy places the organism in Eukaryota, Metazoa, Mollusca, Bivalvia, Ostreida, Ostreidae. Bases 1 to 738 code for a protein of 245 amino acids. The record is from RefSeq and is a predicted model, not a curated record. The transcript has 3 exons.